UCGUUCUUGGCAAUCUUAGAAAGGGGGAAGAGCACAUUUUUAGGCUUGCAAGAACCAAAAAGACAUGUACUGGAGAAAUAGCGGUAGAUUGGAGUGAAUUAGUUUGAAUUGCAGAAUUUGCAUAAAUAAUCUUCAGAGCCAUUUGUGCGGAGUAACUAUCAAGCGUUUGGCAUCUUUAGUGGCCAGUAUACUUCAUGAAGCAGAUCAGGCUUCUGAUCCCUCUAUCUAACUUGGGUUUUCAUGGGUGAAUCUCUCCAGGAAUCUAAUGCUUGCAUACCAGAGCUUUGGUGUGGUGUAUGGAGACUUGAGCACCUCACCUCUGUAUGUUUUCAGAAGCAUCUUUGUAGGGAAGUUGCAGAAGCAUCAGAAUGAGGAAGCAAUAUUUGGUGCAUUUUCAUUGAUCUUUUGGACUCUUACAUUAAUUCCUUUGCUCAAAUAUGUGUUCAUUGUACUGAGUGCUGAUGAUAAUGGUGAAGGUGGGACAUUUGCUCUAUACUCGCUGCUUUGCAGGCAUGCAAAGCUUAGCUUACUUCCCAAUCAACAAGCAGCCGAUGAGGAGCUGUCUGCUUACAGAUAUGGCCCCUCAAGACAGGGCUUGUCAUCAUCUUUACCGCUCAAGAGAUUUCUUGAAAAGCAUAAAAAACUACGCACAGCUCUACUUAUUGUGGUGUUACUAGGGGCUGGUAUGGUGAUAGGUGAUGGCGUGAUUACUCCUGCAAUUUCAGUUUUAUCAUCAGUAUCAGGGCUUCAAGUUAAUCACCAUAUGUUGACUAAUGGUCAAGUGCUUCUGCUUUCCUGUGUCAUAUUGGUUGGCUUAUUUGCUUUGCAGCAUUAUGGAACUCACAGGGUAGCUUUUAUAUUUGCACCCAUUGUCAUUAUCUGGUUGAUAUCAAUUUUUGCCAUUGGCCUGUACAAUACCAUAUAUUGGAACCCCAAAAUCGUAUAUGCAUUUUCUCCGCAUUAUAUCAUCAAAUUUUUUCAUGAGACUGGUAAAGAUGGAUGGAUUUCACUUGGAGGGGUUCUUCUCGCUGUUACAGGUACUGAAGCAAUGUUUGCAGAUCUUGGCCACUUCACUGCCUUGUCAAUUAGGCUUGCUUUUGCUUUUGUGAUAUACCCCUGUUUAGUUGUACAAUACAUGGGCCAGGCUGCUUUCUUGUCUAAAAAGAUCACUGCCAUUCCUAACAGUUUCUAUGACUCAAUACCUGAGGCUGUAUAUUGGCCUGUCUUUGUUAUUGCCACUUUAGCAGCAAUUGUUGGAAGUCAGGCUAUAAUCAGUGCAACCUUCUCCAUUGUCAAGCAGUGCCAUGCCCUUGGUUGCUUUCCCAGGGUCAAGGUUGUGCACACCUCAAGACAUAUUUAUGGCCAAAUAUAUAUACCAGAAAUAAAUUGGAUCCUCAUGGUCAUUACUCUUGCUAUAGCUAUUGGUUUCCAGGAUACAACUUUGAUCGGAAAUGCUUAUGGCCUUGCUUGCAUGACAGUUAUGCUUAUCACAACAUGUCUCAUGGCACUUGUUCUAGUCUUCGUCUGGCAGAGAAGCAUUCUAUUAGCGGCCACAUUCCUUCUCUUUUUUGGGUUCAUCGAGGGUGUCUACCUGUCAUCUGCACUCAUGAAGGUUCCGCAGGGAGGUUGGGUCUCUCUUGUUCUUGCCUUCAUCUUUAUGAUGAUCAUGUUUGUCUGGCAAUAUGGAACUCGCAAGAAAUAUAACUUUGAUCUUCACAAUAAAGUUCCGUUGAGAUGGCUACUUGGGCUGGGUCCUAGCCUUGGUAUUGUCCGUGUACCAGGAAUAGGCCUCGUAUACUCGGAAUUGGCAACAGGAGUGCCUGCAAUCUUCUCUCACUUUGUAACCAAUCUCCCAGCAUUCCAUACUGUGCUGGUCUUUGUUUGUGUAAAAUCUGUUCCAGUGCCCUAUGUGUCACCUGAUGAACGGUUCCUUAUCGGCCGUAUUUGCCCGAGACCCUACAGGAUGUACCGGUGCAUUGUGAGGUAUGGUUAUAAAGACAUUCAACGGGAUGAUGGAGACUUUGAGAACCGGCUCAUCCAAAGUAUAGCAGAGUUCAUCCAGAUGGAAGCCGUGGAACCAACACUAUCGAGCUCUGACAGUGCAUCAUUUGAUGGGAGGAUGGCUGUUAUAAGCACCAGGCCCACUCAAUCAAGCUCAUGCCUACUGGUUUCUGAGCAAGAAAAUUAUAGCACCGGCAAUACUACCCGAAGCAUCAGGUCCCUAACUCUCCAGAGUUUGCGGUCUUCUUAUGAUGAUGAGAGCGCACAGAUGACAGGGCGCCACGUCAGGUUUCAUUUGCCACCAAACCCUGGGAUGGAUCCUGCAGUUAGAGAGGAGCUUUUAGAAUUGAUCCAGGCAAAGGAAGCAGGGGUUGCCUACAUAAUGGGGCAUUCAUAUGUGAAGGCAAGAAGAUCCUCAUCAUUUCUGAAGAAGCUUGUUAUUGACAUUGGAUAUUCGUUUCUCCGAAAGAACUGCAGAGGCCCUUCUGUGGCACUUAACAUUCCCCACAUUAGCCUUAUUGAAGUUGGCAUGACGUAUUAUGUCUAGUGGUGUAACUGGUCUCCUUCAAAUUCUUCUCUCUCUCUCUCUCUCUCUCUCUCUCUCUCUCUCUCUUAGCAUGGGUGUUGAAUCCUGGAAAGACACCAAGUAAAUUGUGUAGACGCUUACUCGCCCGUGGGCAAAUGCAUAGAGAGAUUUCGGGUCCGCAAAGGGGGUUCCAUUUUCGUAUGCAUAUUGUACAUAAUAAGAUUUUAUGGCAUCACCUCCUCUGCGUUGUCUAGGCUUUUGUUUCAAACAACAAUGGAAGAAUUUGUGGUUUUCUGCUUUUGCGCUACUGAAUUUACCAUCUGUCUUCUUUAUUGGCUA
Messenger RNA from Diospyros lotus (date-plum), 2866 nucleotides. RefSeq names its product potassium transporter 4-like. Gene Ontology annotation, cellular component: membrane. The coding region runs from base 266 to 2548 and encodes 760 amino acids. NCBI's taxonomy places the organism in Eukaryota, Viridiplantae, Streptophyta, Magnoliopsida, Ericales, Ebenaceae. The record is from RefSeq and is a predicted model, not a curated record. Gene Ontology annotation, biological process: potassium ion transmembrane transport; cell tip growth. Gene Ontology annotation, molecular function: potassium ion transmembrane transporter activity. The transcript has 9 exons.